AUGUAAUAAUAUAUACUUUGGGUUUCAUUGUUAUUUUAUAGUGGAUUUUCUGAAAGUGUAUCAGAUUUCUAAGGUAAAGCUUUCAAGUUUACAAAUAAGUAGAGCUGUAAGAAAUAUAUAAUAUUAUGAAUAGAAAUUUACAGAGUAGAUGUAGGAUUGCCUGAAGAUUAGUUAGAUUUAGGUUUGAUUUCAUCAUAUGGAGAUUUUAAUGGAGAUAAAGCGUAAAUAUAAAUGAUAGCAACUUAGAGUAGAUGUUGUAAUUGUAGAUUAGAAGAACAAUAAUAUAAUUAUUUUAUAUUGGGAUAAUACAAAAAAUGAGUUUGAAUAAAAAAAUGUUUGUUAAAGCAAUUGUUAUCCAGUUAAUGAUAUCAUCAUUUAAGGCACAAUACCUUUUGAUUAUGAUUAUGAUGGCUAUUUAGAUAUUUUAGUGGUUUUAGGAAAUGAGGAAGGCUUUACAAUAAAUAUUAUAAGAUAGACUGAGAUGAAGAAUGGCAAUCCUGUAUUUGUAAAGAUGUAAGAAUAAUAUUCAUCAACUUCAUAUCCAUUUGUAGGAGAUUUCUUUGGGAAUCAUAAGUAAAAACUUAACUGAAUAUUAUUAGAACAUCAAUAAUGAUAACAAGUGCAACUCAAAGAUAAGUAGUACAAUAUGGAUAAUAGUAACCAACUGAUUUUCUUGAUCUAGUUGAUUAAGGUUGUUCAGGAGAAGAUAUUUAAAAGGCAUUGAGUUCAUAAUUAUUAAAUCCUCAUUUUAGUUCUUUUGUAGAUGUAAGUUCUGAUUGCAGAGCUGAUUUAAUUAUAACAUCUGAAAUUGGCAUUGAAUAUUGGUAUACAAAAUACAUCCCAAGUCCAGUGGCUGAAAGUACAGAGGAAUUAUUUAAUAAAUAAUCUAGAUUUUGUUUAUAGAAAAUUGAUAAACUAACAAAUGGUUCAGAAUUAAAAACAUUAGAUUUUGUAGAUAUUAAUUUUGAUGGAUCUAUUGAUAUGAUUUAUGUUUUCUAAAGGAGUGAUCAAUAACACUUAGUUAUCAAUUAUAAUCAAUAUGAAAAUCCUUCACAACCAUCUAAUUUGUGUUAAUCAAAUACAAAAGAUUCAGAUAAAUAAAUGACCUAUCCUUAUUCAGAGUUUAGUCUUUUAGGUACGAAUACAUAAUUAAUUACUCCUUUGAUGUAUGAAAAUAAUCCAAUUAAGUUAUAUGACUAUAAAAAACUAGAUUUAUAAUUGGCUCUAGCACCAUUCUUAAGAUUUGGUGAUUAUUUAGCAAGCGGUUAUCCUGGAGCCUUUAUGAUCAUUUAUAAUGAAACUGCAAAAAAACCAAAUAUAUUUUAUCUUAAAAAUGUUCCAAUAACUGAAAAUUGUGAACUUUUAUCUAGGAUGUGUAGAUAAUUAGUUAUUGAUAAUGAUCCUGGAGAUCAUUUUUAUUUAAUUACUCAGAUGGAAGGAAUUAAUGUAGCAUUUUUUGAUUAUGGAGAAAAUGGAAGAUUAGACUUUUUAGUAAAUAGUAUAACUAUGGGUGAAGACUAAAAACCAAGAUACAAUAUUGCAGCAUUUUAUAAUUAUAUUUCAUUAGAUGCUUUCUUCUUAAAAGCCUUAGGUAUAAAUGGACAAUGUGCAGCUGAUGAGGAAAGUAAAAUCUCAUGUUAAGGCUCUCUCUAUUAUGGAGCUACUUAUCAAUUUAGAGUCACAGAUAUUAGUGGAUCAUAUAAACCAGCUGCAGGAGUGCAAUUAUAUUAAUCUGCUUUCUCUCCUUUACAACUCCCUUAUUCAUAUAUGGGUUUAGGGAGAACAAAUAAUUAUAUAGAAAACUUUUAUCUAGGCAUUCCAUUAUUAGAUGGACAAAUUAGAUAAUGGACACCUAUCAUUCCAAACUCUCAACUAAUUGUCUCCCCUUAUACUGAUAAUUCAAAAUAGUAAUCUAUUUUUCUUAAUACUUAGAUGGACAUUAUCAAUUUUUAUCGAACCUACUGAAGCUAUAUUAGUUGUCGUCAUUGUAACCAUCAUAAUUCUAUUUGUUCUUGGAGGAAUCAUUAUUUGGAAACAUAUCAAGGAAAAAGAAGAUGAUAAAAAAAAUCAAGAAUAGUUUUUUUAAAUGUUUAGAUGA
Messenger RNA from Paramecium sonneborni, 2098 nucleotides. NCBI's taxonomy places the organism in Eukaryota, Ciliophora, Oligohymenophorea, Peniculida, Parameciidae. The record is from the annotation of a GenBank genome assembly.